Paramormyrops kingsleyae is the source of this 4057-nucleotide messenger RNA. RefSeq names its product short transient receptor potential channel 5-like. Lineage: Eukaryota; Metazoa; Chordata; Actinopteri; Osteoglossiformes; Mormyridae. The record is from RefSeq and is a predicted model, not a curated record. Gene Ontology annotation, cellular component: cation channel complex; plasma membrane. Gene Ontology annotation, molecular function: protein binding; inositol 1,4,5 trisphosphate binding; store-operated calcium channel activity. Gene Ontology annotation, biological process: calcium ion transmembrane transport; regulation of cytosolic calcium ion concentration.
CCAGCCGGUGGAGGCGGCGCAGCUCCGGCGCCACGGCAACCACUGUUCGGUUCGAUGCCAUGACAACCACGGCAAGUUCAUGGCGGAACCCUCAACACCGGCAGUAGCUGUCAGACCUGAACAGCACGGUACAAGCCAUCCACCGAACCUAGGAAGCAGCAGCACAAGACUGGAACCUUUCCACAUAUCUUUGAAUUGUUCUACAUACUGAAAACUUUCAAGUAUUUGCCACAUUCACUCCAGUCAAGGGGAGCUCGCUCUCUCUCAGGAUCUAUUACUGAACAGCCAUUCUCCACCCCCCAAAAUGUUCUCUAAUUAUACAGUGCUUUUUGGCUUCUUGCUGUGACAGUGAAUGUCAUCAAGACCUCAAAUUCUGGGUAAACAUAAAGUUUGGCAAUGGCAUUUUUAAUUUUUUUUGAAGAACAAUUCUGAGAAGAGCAGUUCUACAAAAUAAGCACGUAUUGAACGGGCAUAGUGUUGGUACUCCUUACCACUGGAGCUCUAGGUCCAAAGUUCUUAUGCUGUUCUCCUACCUCUUGCUCCUCUGAUUUCCUGUUUCUACCAAAGGGCCAAGCUGAAGUUCAGUGGGUCUAGCAUUAUGAAAAUCGUCUGAUUGCUGAGCUCCGACCACCGAAGGAAUACAGAAUCCACACCAUAGCAUCCUGUCUAGCCCUCUAAUUAAAUGCUAAUAUAGGCAGUGCAACAGCUAAGUCAGAAAGAGUGAGGAUAUCUGCUUGUUAAAAAAAAAAAAGCUGGGGUCAUUUGGAAAUCGCCAGCAUCUGCCACAGUGAUGUCAAUGCCUGGUGUUUCCAUGGAGACCCCUGCUGCCGGUCAUGACCAGCUCAUCCAUCACACUAGAGCCCAAUGGCCCAACUGUACUACAAGAAGGCCCAGCCUUCGCCCUACCGUGACCGCAUCCCGCUGCAGGUGGUGCGGGCAGAGCUGGAGCUGUCGCCAGAGGAGAAGGCCUACCUGAUGGCCGUGGAGAAGGGGGACUACGUGGGCGUCCAGCAGGCCCUCCGAGGGGCCGAGCUCUACUACGACAUCGACAUCAACUGUGCCGACCCACUGGGACGCACGGCGCUGCUCAUCGCCAUUGAGAAUGAGAACUUGGAGGUGAUGGAGCUCCUGCUGGAGCACGGUGUGCGGCUGGGUGAUGCGCUCCUCUAUGCCAUCCGCAAGGAGGUGGUGGGAGCUGUGGAGCUGCUGAUGUCCCACCGCCGACCUAGUGGCGAGAAGCAGGUCCCUCCCCUGAUGGACAUCCAGUUUUCAGAGUUCACCCCGGACAUAACGCCUAUCAUGCUGGCUGCACACACCAACAACUAUGAGAUCAUCAAGUUACUGGUGCAGCGUGAGGUGACUCUGCCACGGCCGCACCGCAUCCACUGUGCAUGUGUGGAGUGCAUCUCCAGCUCCGAGGCCGACAGUCUGCGCCACUCCCGCUCUCGCCUCAAUGUCUACCGGGCACUGGCCAGCCCAUCACUCAUCGCCCUCUCCAGUGAGGACCCCAUCCUUACCGCUUUCCGCCUGGGCUGGGAGCUCAAGGAGCUCAGCAAGGUGGAGAACGAGUUCCGUCAGGAGUAUGAGGAGCUGUCUCAGCAGUGCAAGCGCUUCGCCAAGGACUUGCUGGACCAGGCACGCAGCUCCCGUGAGCUGGAGACCAUCCUGCACCACCUCGGUGACCAGGCUGAAGACCCAGGCCGCAGCCCGGACAGCCAUGACCUGGCCAAGCUCAAGCUGGCAAUCAAGUACCACCAGAAGGAGUUUGUGGCCCAGCCCAACUGUCAGCAGCUACUGGCCACACUCUGGUACGACGGCUUCCCUGGAUGGCGCCGGCGACACUGGGCAGUGAAGCUUCUGACCUGUGCCACUAUAGGCCUGCUCUUCCCUUUGCUGUCCCUGAUGUACCUGCUGGCACCUCGGAGCUCACUGAGCCUCUUCCUUAGGAAGCCUUUCAUCAAGUUCAUCUGCCACACAGCCUCCUACCUGACCUUCCUCUUCCUCCUGCUGCUGGCAUCACAGCAUAUCGCCCGUACCAACCUGCAUGUCCAAGGUCCUCCACCUACACUGGUGGAGUGGAUGAUCCUGCCCUGGGUGCUCGGGUUCAUCUGGGCAGAGAUUAAAGAGAUGUGGUCCGGGGGCUUCACAGAGUACAUCCACGACUGGUGGAACCUGAUGGAUUUUGCCAUGAACUCUCUCUACCUGGCCACCAUCUCCCUCAAGAUUGUGGCAUAUGUCAAGUACAACAGUUCACGACCACGGGAGGAGUGGGAGAUGUGGCACCCAACACUGAUCGCUGAGGCCCUGUUCGCCAUUGCCAAUAUCUUCAGCUCUCUGCGGUUGAUCUCUCUCUUCACGGCUAACUCGCACCUGGGCCCACUGCAGAUCUCUCUGGGCCGCAUGCUGCUUGAUAUCCUCAAGUUCCUCUUCAUCUACUGCCUGGUGCUUUUGGCCUUUGCCAAUGGCCUCAACCAGCUAUACUUCUACUAUGAAACACAGGCAGCUGAUGAGCCCAACCACUGCAAAGGCAUCCGCUGUGAGAAGCAGAACAAUGCCUUCUCCACGCUAUUUGAGACCCUGCAGUCCCUGUUCUGGUCAGUUUUCGGCCUGAUAAACCUCUAUGUCACCAAUGUAAAGGCUCGGCAUGAGUUUACAGAGUUUGUGGGGGCCACCAUGUUUGGGACCUACAACGUCAUCUCCUUGGUGGUGCUGCUCAACAUGCUCAUCGCCAUGAUGAACAACUCCUACCAGCUCAUUGCUGACCACGCAGACAUUGAGUGGAAAUUUGCACGGACCAAGCUGUGGAUGAGCUACUUCGAUGAGGGGGGCACUCUUCCCCCACCUUUCAACAUUGUGCCCAGCCCCAAAUCAGUAUGGUACCUGUGUAUCUGGGCCCAUGGGCGGCUGUGCAAACGGCAGGCACCUCCACAUCCCGAUAACCUCAAGGAGUUCACUGAUCGCCAUGCCGACAGCCUAAUACAGAAUCAGCAUUAUCAGGAAGUAAUUCGUAACCUAGUAAAGCGGUAUGUGGCUGCCAUGAUCCGAAGCUCCAAGACAGACGAAGGGCUGACAGAGGAAAAUUUCAAGGAGCUAAAGCAGGACAUUUCAAGCUUUCGCUACGAGGUCCUGGAUCUACUGGGGAACCGCAAGCCUCCACGCCAGACCUACACCUCCAACAACGAGACCACAAAAGCAAAUGCCAAUGAAGCCGUGGACAGUCAGGCAUGGGGAACAGUUGGGACUCCAGGUGAAGGAAGAAACUGGGUCAAGCCUAAGGGUGUGUCCUUUAGGCUGUCAAACUCCAAGACAGCAAAGUGGGAUUCAGUCUUCAGUGUCUCUGCCCUCUUUAAAUCCAUGACAGGCAUGGAGGUGCAAACAACAGUGGACAAAGCUAAAUGCAAUGGGGUAAGAAAGUCCUCCUCAUUUUCAUCCUCCUCCUCACUGGCCAGCAAUAGAGGUAAACUGCGGCGUUUGUCUGGAUCCAGGAGGAACUCCUUCAGGCAGCUUGGCCGGCUUUUCUCCCGCACAACCACUGGCCUACCAGGCCUUAACCCUGGACCUGCCCACAGCACUUCAGAUGGACUGUCACAGCCUGCUGCAGUGUUGCAGGACCAUAGGCCUAUUGCCACCGAGCAGGUGACACACAGUGAGAUGCACCUCAACCAGGUGGGUCUGGAUUCCCAGACCAAUGGACAGGGUACCUUACCUCCAUUACCCCCCCUGGGCUUGCCCCCUUCCCUGCACUGUGCUUCCAGCUUCACUGCCUCUAAUGAUCGCCUUUAUAACUCUAACAACGUUGUUUCUGAGGGCUGCUCAGGACCCUCUGAUGGGCAAGACACCUCAUUCAUUUGGGAGGGCCAAGAGGACUCUAUUACUACCCACCUGUAGGAACAAUAUGCCAGUGGAGGGGUGAAGAACCUGUUGAAUUACUAACCAGGGCUGGUGGCUAAUCUUCUGAAGCAGUAAACAAAUUAUUGUUUGCUUAGAAGUAAGCAGACAAUUAAAAAUUUAUAGAUAGUAAAGAGCUUAAUAAAUCCACUUGCAGUGAUAUUAACAA